Messenger RNA from Cucurbita pepo subsp. pepo (vegetable marrow), 959 nucleotides. RefSeq names its product dof zinc finger protein DOF3.6. Lineage: Eukaryota; Viridiplantae; Streptophyta; Magnoliopsida; Cucurbitales; Cucurbitaceae. Gene Ontology annotation, molecular function: DNA binding; DNA-binding transcription factor activity. Gene Ontology annotation, biological process: regulation of DNA-templated transcription. The record is from RefSeq and is a predicted model, not a curated record.
UUCUCUCUCCCCCUCUUUCCCUCUCUCUCUCUCUAAAAACCCAUCAAAGCUUUUACAAACCCAUCAAUGGUGUUUCCCUCUCACCCAUCUAAUUAUCUUGAUCCAACAACCCAUCAAUGGCAACAUCAAACCCCAACCCAUCAAUCUGGGACCAGUUUUCAGCUCGUGUCGCCGCCACGGGCGCCGCCACAAGUCCGCCCUGGCUCGAUGGUGGAUCGUGCCCGAAUGGCGAACCUGCCCGUGCCGGAAACAGCCCUGAAAUGUCCAAGAUGUGAAUCAACUAACACAAAGUUUUGUUAUUUCAACAACUAUAGCCUCUCUCAGCCACGCCACUUUUGCAAGACCUGCCGUCGUUACUGGACCCGUGGUGGCGCCCUUAGAAGUGUCCCGGUCGGCGGCGGCUACCGCCGGAAUAAUAAAAGAACCAAAAGUACCUCUAAAUCUCCGGUUAACUCCCAAUGCCAACCGACAACUAUUACUGAGAUUUCAGGAGGAGAAACAAUGAGAUUAAAUUACGUACAAAAUGAAGGAGGUAUGGAUUCAACUCAUCCCCCCAUUGGGAUAACAAGCUUCUUAGGGUUUGAUCAAAUUCAAUGGCGGCCACAGCUUCAGCUACACCGAUCGCAGCCAGCUCGGUUACUCGGAAACGAUGGUGGUGGUGGUGGCGACGCAUCGUCGAGCUAUAGCAUUGUCGGGAAGAUGGAAGCGACGAAAAUGGAGGACGAUGGAGAACACCAUGUGAAUGUGGGAAAGCCAUAUUGGGAUCGCCAUUAUUGGAAUGCUUUUAAUCCUUCAUCUUCUUCUUCCCAUUUAUGAGGGUUUGAUGAUCUCUUUCAUUAACAACUUUGGAUCUUUUUUUUGUUCGUAAAUUAGGGUUUCAUGUUGAAGAACUCUUUUGGGUCGUUUUUAAAUGUGAAGAGAGUGCUUCGAUUUAUAUAUUUGAUUGUGUUUUUCGUAAA